UUAAUCAAAACAAUUAUUACUAAUCAAUAAAGCACCUUGCCACUUUGCAUUAAGACAACAGUGCACGUCCUGCGUGCAGCCAAGUCCCGCUUGCUUUUUUGCCACGCAACACACGUGUUGAUUUAUUUACUUUCAAGGAGACCUUCCUCCCCCUGAAAACAAUUAACAACAACACAUAUAUUGUUAAUUGUUAAACUAUAAAUCUGGUUCGAUUCAUCUUUCAAAAGUUUGCUGGCAAAUUGAAGGGUUUUCAAUGUAUGAAUCAAGUCCUCAUUAAGGCUGGAUUUUCCAUUUAUAUAUUCCUGAUUUUAUGUGAGCUACACAAUGUUUAUAUCCACAUCACUCUGUUGGAAUCUAAUGAAAAUGAUGCACACAUCCCAGGAAAGUUUUACUUUGUUCAAAAGCCGGAAGGUUUAUUUGUAGAAUGGAAAGCUGAAGAAGUGCCUUCUUCUGACGAACACGAUUGGGCUGUGGUUGGUAAUGCUGUUGGUUACAAAUUAGACAGGCAGUCUGAAUCAGUGACUAUAAAUUCCAAAACUGAGACACGGAAGAAGUACAAUAUAAGUUUUGAUAUCCUCGAUUUGAAAAGUCUCAAAACGAAUUCAGUUCAUCACGGCUGGAAAUACUUCAUCUUCAUCCUCAAAGACGGUACCACAUAUCCAGCACUGCAUUUUCAUUCUGGUGGAUCAGCGGAAUUCUUCUCCCUCCUCAGCCAACAUGUCUGCAUUCAGAUGUCACCAAAUGACAACCGCCUGUGGAUAGUGGAAGAUCAUGAUCCUGGUAUGCUUUCUGAAUCAUUUGAUAAACUGAACUUGUUUACCGAUUCUUCAGAACAUUUAGUAUCGGUUUAUAAAGCUUUCUAUGGUCCUUACCCUGUGAAGAAACCUUGUAAAUUUAUCCAUGAUCCGUACACGACUACUUUGGGAGGUUUUUCAAAAGUCACGAGUUUCUUCCGAGAUGCUCUCCUACAACCGUCUCACAUGAAUUCUCGUCCACUUGAUGAAAUGGCUGUCAUGUUUAACGAAGACUUACCUGGCAUGGAGAUUAACCAACAAGACGAACCAGGUUUUGAAGUUAUCACAAAGAAACCAGUACACUCAGUCAGGUUUAGACAGAACAAUCAACCCAAGUUUAAAAGGACCAAACUACCGCCACCGCCUGAAACCAGCAGAGGAGAACCACUCCAGGCUCACCAGUGGACUAAUUUCCUGGAUGCGGAUGGCAAGGUUACUAAUAUUGAGGAAGUGAAGAAAAUUAUAUUUCGAGGUGGUAUUGAACCUGCAAUGCGUGUUGAAGUUUGGAAGUUUCUCUUAGAUUAUUACAAAUGGGACUCAACAAAGAAGAGUCGAGAGGAGGAACGGAAGAGAAAAGUUGAUGAUUAUUUUAAAAUGAAACUUCAGUGGAAAACCAUAAGUGCAGAUCAAGAAAGCCGGUUUACUAAACUAAAAGACAGCAAGACACUUAUAGAAAAAGAUGUGUCCCGAACCGAUCGCACUCACAAAUUCUUCGAAGGAGACGGAAAUCAUAACUUACAAGUUCUAAACGACAUUCUCAGAACAUACUGCAUGUAUAACUUUGAUCUUAGUUAUGUUCAAGGAAUGAGCGACUUGCUCUCUCCUAUAUUAGUAAUAAUGGAAAAUGAGGUUGAUGCCUUUUGGUGCUUCGCUGGUUUUAUGGAAACUGUUUGUAGUAACUUCGAAAUGGAUCAACAAGGUAUGAAAACGCAGCUGGCACAAAUGCACACCUUGAUGCAGUUUGUGGACCCUGAAUUGUGCAGUUAUCUUGAGAGCCAUGAUUCAGGGAAUUUCUAUUUUUGUUUCCGUUGGUUAUUGAUUGUCUUCAAACGAGAAUUUAGUUUCCCAGAUAUACAGAGAUUAUGGGAGGUAUUAUGGACCGGGUUACCUUGUCAGAACUACCAUUUGCUCAUUUGUUUGGCAAUCUUAGACAAUGAGAAAGCUACGUUAAUGGAGAAUCGUUUUGGUUUUACUGAAAUCUUGAAACACAUCAAUGACAUGUCUUUUACCAUCAACGUGGACCAAAUUCUGAACAAAGCUGAAAGCAUUUGUCUUCAGCUGAAGAAAUGCAGGAAGCUACCUCAAGCAAUUAAGGAGAUCUUAGAACUCGGUGCGUCCUCCUCGCCAUCUGCUUCAAGUAACAGUUCUGGCAGCACCACACCAGCCACUGGGAACUCUCAGUGCCAGUAUCCAAAUUCUAACAAGGAUUAUUGCUCUGGGACAGUCACAGACCACUUCACCAACGGAUAGCACAACCAAAGGUUUUUAAACUAGAUUUUAAAAAAUAUUAAAAAAA
Molecule: messenger RNA, 2310 nt
Organism: Octopus sinensis (East Asian common octopus)
Lineage: Eukaryota; Metazoa; Mollusca; Cephalopoda; Octopoda; Octopodidae
Product: TBC1 domain family member 15
Exons: 17
Coding region: 258-2264 (668 amino acids)
Biological process (GO): activation of GTPase activity
Molecular function (GO): GTPase activator activity
Source: RefSeq, a predicted model, not a curated record